AUGGCGGGAGUGCCUCAGUUUGCGUCCUUGUACGUGGGUGACCUGCACCCUGAUGUGACCGAGGCAAUGCUUUACGAGAUCUUCAACUCGGUUGGGCCAGUGGCGUCCAUCCGCGUUUGCCGUGACAGCGUCUCCCGGAAGUCUCUUGGUUAUGGUUAUGUCAACUUCCACAGCGUUUCUGAUGCUGAACGUGCUCUGGACACGUUGAACUACUCAAGCAUCAAGGGCCGCGCCUGCCGCAUCAUGUGGUCCCAGCGCGACCCUAGCCUUCGCAAAAGUGGCCUUGGCAAUGUUUUUGUCCGCAACCUGGACCGGAACAUCGACAACAAGGCUUUGUACGAUACCUUCAGCCUCUUCGGUAACAUCCUCUCCUGCAAGGUUUGCACUGGGCCAGAUGGGAAGUCCCGCGGAUACGGUUUUGUGCACUACGAGACCGAAGAUGCCGCCAAACAGGCCAUUGAACGAGUCGACGGUAUGCAAAUCGGAGAGAAGACGGUCGGGGUGUCUGGCUUCGUCAAGCGUCAAGAUCGUGAGAAGCCAGCAAUGAACACCUUCACCAAUAUCUACAUCAAAAACUUCCCUGAUGACUGGGACGAGGACAAGCUUAAGACCGAGUUCGCACCUCACGGAGCCAUCACCUCGUCUCAUGUGUCCACCGACCCGAAGGGAAGGAAGUCUGCAUUCCUCAACUACGAGACUCACGAGCAAGCCGUUCAGGCGAUUACUUCUAUGCACCAGAAGGAUUGUCGCACUGAUGAGCAGAAGGAAGCCGACAAGGAAAAGGAAGAGGAAGAGAAGGAUCGCACAGAAAAGAGCUAUUUGCUGUAUGUUGCCCGCGCGCAAUCCAAGUACGAGCGCCAAAUGGAGCUGAAGGAGAAGAUGCCGCCAAGGGAUCCGGCAGCUGGACCGUCGCGUUCGCAGGGCGUCAACCUGUACGUCAAAAACUUGGAUGAGGCCGCAGACGACGACUCCUUGAAGGAUCUUUUCGAACCCUUCGGCAACAUCACAUCCGUCGUUGCCAUGAAGGAGGCCACUGGCAAGUGCAAGGGCUUUGGCUUUGUCUGCUUCUCUAGUCCGGACGAAGCCACCAAAGCUGUAACCGAGAUGCACCUCAAGGUCGUGAAGGGGAAGCCUCUGUACGUGGGCCUGGCAGAAAAGCGUGACGUCCGGGCCGAGCGCCUGCGUCAGCGCUAUUCCCCUGGCGGCAUGGGCAAGGGCAUGGGAGGAAAAGGAAAGGGUGGAAAGGGCGGCAUGGGCAUGGGCGGCAUGGGUAUGGGUGGCAACCAGAUGUACGGAAACCCGAUGGGCGGCAUGGGUGGCCCCAUGGGAGGUCCGCCAAUGAUGGGCAUGGGUGGCAUGGGCAAAGGCAACAUGAUGGGCCAGGGCGGACCGAAUCCUGGAAUGAUGGGCCAGAAGGGCAAGGGCAUGCCCAACAUGCCAAUGAACCCGCAGAUGAUGGGAAUGGGUGCCAUGGGCAAGGGCAUGCCUGGUGCAAUGGGAAUGCCCGGAGCCAUGGGCAAAGGAGGUAUGCCGAUGCCAAUGGGGCCCAUGGGCCCAAUGGGCCCAAUGGGAAUGAUGCGACCCGCCAUGCCUCAAAUGCCGAUGAUGCGCCCAGGCAUGCCUGCCCCGAUGCCUCAGCCGCAGCAGACGCCGGCCCAGGCUGCCAACCCAGGAUCUGGGCAGCAGCUGACAGCUGCAGCCCUCGCCGCUGCUGCACCACCGGUGCAGAAGCAGCUGAUUGGGGAGCGGCUGUUCCCGGCAAUCUCCAAGCACCAACCGGAGCUGGCAGGCAAGAUCACAGGCAUGAUGCUCGAGAUGGACAACUCCGAGCUGUUGAUCCUGUUGGACAGCGAGCCCCAGCUCAAAGCCAAGGUGGAUGAAGCAAUGCGGGUGCUCGAGCAAGUCAAGUAG
Symbiodinium sp. CCMP2592 is the source of this 1911-nucleotide messenger RNA. Lineage: Eukaryota; Dinophyceae; Suessiales; Symbiodiniaceae. The record is from the annotation of a GenBank genome assembly.